Molecule: messenger RNA, 4057 nt
Organism: Danio rerio (zebrafish)
Lineage: Eukaryota; Metazoa; Chordata; Actinopteri; Cypriniformes; Danionidae
Source: RefSeq, a predicted model, not a curated record
CUCUCUAAUAUGCGCAGUCGCUGAUUCCUCUCAUAGACUGACCUCACUCACAGUCCGCAUUGUUUGCAGUCGUUUUUCCCUCAGCACCAGGCGUUUAUCCAUCAUCAUCAUCAUCAUCAUCAUCAGCUUUCAGUGAUUUCACAAUGACAGACGCUGUGAUGGGCACCAAGGGUGUCCAUGUGCAGUCUGGCCCGUGUCUCGGUGCUGAGCUGACAGAUGAAGAGAAGGAGAUUAUUAACAAUGUUAUAGCCCGGGCCGAGAAAAUGGAGGCCAUGGAGCAGGAGAGGAUUGGGCGCCUGGUAAAUCGUCUGGAUAACAUGAAAAAGACAGUCUGUGGUGAUGGAGUGUCACGCUGCCUUUUGUGUGGAGAGCAGCUGGGGGGCGCAGGUGACAGAGCGGUGGUGUGUGAGGACUGUAAAAAGAACAUGUGCACCAAGUGCGGUGUGCAGACGAACACUCGGCCGCGAUCUGUGUGGCUCUGCAAGAUCUGCAGUGAACAGAGAGAGGUGUGGAAACGAUCUGGAGCCUGGUUCUUCAAAGGUCUCCCGAAGCAGUUUUUACCUUCACCCAUGCCCAUCUCCAAACCUAAAGAGCGCAGUCCUCAUCAAACCCCUGCGGCUCCUCCAGUGACUAUGCAAACUCAAGCACCGGUCACAGCUCCAGAACCAGCAGUGAAUCCACCGAUCGCCCCAAAACCCCCCGUGGCUCCCAAACCAGCCCAUCUCCAAACUCAGAGUUUCUCAGAGGACGGAGAUCCUGCGAGUCCCCAGAACACACCAGUGAUGAUGAAGAAGACUGUGAACGUCCACGCGGCCAGACCGGUCUCUUCCAGCACAGCAGCUGGUCUGGAGUCAGACAGAGGAGUGUAUCCGCCGCUCAGCAGUGGAUCUGCAGACAGAGAGGAGCUGAAGUCUGUCAGUCCUCGAGUCGCUCAGCAUCAGAACGCUCCGUCAGUGGACGACGACGACGAAGCAAACAGCUACGACUCCGAUGAAGCCACAACUCUUGGAUCGCUGGAGUUCACUUUACUGUACGACCAGGGGAACAGCAGCCUCCACUGCAACAUCAUUAAAGCAAAGGGCUUGAAGCCAAUGGAUUCGAAUGGACUGGCGGAUCCGUAUGUUAAGCUUCAUCUGCUUCCGGGUGCAAGCAAGUCGACUAAAUUACGCACCAAGACUCUGCGCAACACUCGCAACCCGACCUGGAACGAGACGCUGGUUUACCACGGCCUGACAGACGAGGACAUGCAGCGCAAAACCCUCAGAUUAUCAGUCUGUGAUGAAGAUAAGUUUGGCCACAAUGAGUUCAUCGGAGAGACCAGAGUUGCACUGAAAAAACUCAAGAUCAAUCAGAAGAAGAACUUUAAUAUAUGUCUAGAGAGGGUUGUUCAGACGAAACGAUCCUCAACUGCAGGAGGAGCACGAGGAAUCACUCUCUACGAGGAUGAGACUGGGAAGGAUGGCAGUGAGCUGGAGGAGAGAGGUCGUAUCCUUAUAUCCCUCAUGUACAGCACUCAGCUCGGACGGCUGAUCGUGGGGGUUGUUCGCUGUGUUCACUUGGCAGCAAUGGACGCCAACGGCUACUCUGAUCCCUUUGUUAAAAUAUGUCUGAAACCAGAUAUGGGGAAGAAAGCGAAGAACAAAACGCAGAUAAAGAAGAAGACACUCAACCCGGAGUUCAAUGAGGAAUUCAGCUAUGAAAUCAAGCAUGCAGAGCUGGCCAAAAAGACUCUUGACAUCUCAGUAUGGGACUACGACAUCGGCAAAUGCAAUGAUUAUAUAGGAGGCUGCCAGUUGGGAAUCACUGCCAAAGGUGAGCGUUUGAAGCACUGGUACGAAUGCCUAAAGAAUAAAGACAAGAAGAUCGAGCGUUGGCAUACUCUUCUGAACGAGAACCACGUCUCCAGUGAUUAAGCUCUUAAAGCGUCCUGCAUGCCUUCGACAGUUUCACGUCCUUAAGUUGUACUCGGCCCAUCUGCCAACUACAUUCGCCUCAACUAACUGCAUAUCUCGGUCUGUACCGAUCUUGUUAUUGUCCGGCUGACACAUGAUAUGCUUUCAAGGAACAAAAUGUGAUGUCUGGAGCUCUUCUGUUCACUGUGAUCUACACGAAAUGACUAUAGGUUAGGAUUGAAGUGUAAAAGAACUGCACAAUUAUGUCACGUCACGUUCUCUUUAUCUUUACCCGGUAGCAUUGUGUUUUGUUUUGAAUUAUAGGUUAAGAAUAAUUGUAAAAACUCCAAAUAGUUAACUUGUUGUGGGAAUGCGUUACUAUCAUGUCUCUCUUAUUAAAAAGCAUCAUAGAAAAUAUUAAUGAAGAAAAGAAAAAGAGGCGGAUACAGAAUAUCAAAGCCCUUAUUUUUACCAGUCUAAGAAUGUUUACAUGCCAUAUAGAAUGUCAGGUAAAAUGAUUUCUUUUACACAAAGACAUUUAGCAGCUUACUUAAACACCUCUGAGAUCCGAUUUUCAUAGUUUUUGCAAACAAAUAUAGGCAAAACAACAUGUAGGAAUGUUUACACAGCACAGAUGAGACUAAAUCCAAAGAAUGUUCAAGGGUGGGUUGCACCAUUAAGCAUUACAUUAAACUAAUUUAAGAGAGAUUUGAAGAUUUGUUAACACUUUUUUUGUUUUUGUUCAAGCUGUGAAUUAAAAUUUGAACAUUUAACAUAUCAGAGAAAAGAAUUUUACAUUUUUAAUUCUCUACUGCACACUCUACUGCUUGAAGGGACUUGAUGAAAAUCUAAUUUUUUGUACAUCCACCACAGAAUUUGUUGUUGUUGUUGUUGCAAUAAUGUAAAAUAAUAUGGAAGCUUGUUUCUGCCAUUGAAUAAAAACAGGUUAUUGCAACUUCUUUUAAUCUCAGAAUUGCAUGAUUUAAACUUAAGAUAUACAUUAAAAAUUGUGAGUAAAGUCAGAACUGCAAGAUAACUCAGAACUCACAAUUCUGACUUAUAAAGUUGAAAUUCUGAGAUAAAAAGUCGCAAUAACCUUUUUUAUUUUUCCCUUCCAUAAAACAGUGAUAUCAAAUCAGAUAGAAAUAAUUAAUACACUCCCAAAAGACAAAGCUAAAAUAUACAAAAUCAAUAAUAUGAACUUUAAUUGUCCAGAAAUAGUUAAGGAGAAUCUCAAAUUGUAAUGUGUUUAGGACUGUGCGAUUUGGGCAAAAUAUCUAAUUGCGAUUUGUUUUUUGGACAGAUAUUGCGAUUUCGAUCUGAUUUGCGAUUUAAUUUUGUAGUCAAGCUUCAGCUCAAUAAUCUGUAUCGUAGCUUCUUACUGCUAAAAUGCAGUGAGUGUUAGUUAGGAACUGAGAAGAUAUCAAGUUAUAUUAGCAAACAACUCUAAACUUGUACUUUGCUGUUGCUUGCUACUAGAUUGAGUGUCACUGGCAAUACUUAGUUGAUUUUUUAGCUAGACGCUCCACAAAUAGCCGCCUUUGGUGCUUUUUUAGGUGCUGGUUGUUGUAUUUCCUCAUACUUUGGCAACAAUUCUGUGACAAAUUAUCUGGUUUUGUUUGGUGACUUUGAAAGCAAGAUAUUCCCUUCUUACCAACGUGCUGUUUUUCUUUGAUAUUUGUCUAUUAAUGUCUCUGAAGAAGCAGACGCUAUCAUCCCACUUAAGUACGCUUUUCUGUUUGUUUGUUUUUUAUUGUGGGCGUUCCACAUAGUUUGGUUGAGCGAUUGAGCAGAACUGUCUCACACAGACGGCGGUCACGCAUUCGCUCUGGGUGGGGGAAGUUAAAUAAUAUAGAUUUCAUAUCGCAGUCUCUUGCCAUUAGCUAAUUGUGAUUCGAUUAAUUAUGAGAUUGUACACCAAUUGGAAAUCAAUGAACACAAUGUCAGCAAAAACAACCUUAAAAGUUGCCCUAUGGCAAGAUUUAAAAAUCUGAAUUUCUAAUCAUGCAAAAUAAAAAUAAUAAAAUGUAUCUCCUUUGAGAUUUUUUUGCCAUUAUACUUGGUUGCAAUCCUUUAAGAAAGCAUGCACUUAAAAUAGGGCUUAAAAAGGUGCUGUAGAAGGUUAAAUAUAAACCUAAAAUUUAAUAGAGAAUCUAUCUAUCUAU